AUGGAAGCCCUUAUCCCCGCCGAACAGCUCAAAGCACUCGUCGACCUUCUUCAAGAGCACCUUAGCGAAAUCUUCUACGUCGAACAACGCAUCGAAGAUUUGAACGAACUCUUCGCUGCGCACUACCCCGAGCAAACCGCCAAAGCUCGGCAUUUCCUGCAUUUUCUCACACGCGAGAAGCGGGAGGUCCGCGCCAGGCUCGAUGCCGCCGAAAAUAAACGGAUGGCUGUUCUUGACGAGAUCUACAAGCUGAGCCCGGGGGUGACGAUUAUCGGUAGUGAGGGCAUGGGAGAUAAUUUUUAUAGGGAGCAACAGAGACUCAGUGAUCCGGUUAUUAUGGAGGGGUGGGGGAUGAUGAGGGGUGUGCCGAAUAGGGAGGACGAGGACAUAGGGUUUUGGACGUCGAUGUGGGAGUUCAUGGAGUUUUCGGUGUAG
Messenger RNA from Morchella importuna, 435 nucleotides. RefSeq lists its product as uncharacterized. The record is from RefSeq and is a predicted model, not a curated record. The coding region runs from base 1 to 435 and encodes 144 amino acids. Lineage: Eukaryota; Fungi; Ascomycota; Pezizomycetes; Pezizales; Morchellaceae. The transcript has a single exon.